Messenger RNA from Propithecus coquereli (Coquerel's sifaka), 979 nucleotides. It is a transcript of the gene TTPA, whose product is annotated as tocopherol (alpha) transfer protein. The transcript has 5 exons. Gene Ontology annotation, molecular function: phosphatidylinositol bisphosphate binding. The record is from RefSeq and is a predicted model, not a curated record. Bases 239 to 979 code for a protein of 246 amino acids. NCBI's taxonomy places the organism in Eukaryota, Metazoa, Chordata, Mammalia, Primates, Indriidae. Gene Ontology annotation, cellular component: membrane.
UCGCUGGGAGAAGGCUCAGUGACUACCCAAAGCUACCGCAGACGCGACUAGCACUCGCGGGGACACCACGCGGUUUCCUUUAAGAGGCAGCGCUGCCCGCCACCCCCGAGGGUGCGAGGCCCGAGGCGGCCCGCGGGGCCGGAGGGUGGGCGUGCGCUGGCAGCGGCCGCGGAGGAGGGGCGAGGGAGGCGCGGGGCUCGCGCUCUCCCCGGGCGCCCGGGUAGUGGCGGCGGCGGGCAUGGCAGAGACCGGGCGGGGGCCGGCGGCGGGGCCGCAGCUCAACGCGCUGCCCGACCACUCGCCGCUGCUGCAGCCGGGCCUGACCGAGCUGCGACGCCGGGCCCUGGAGGCGGGUGUCCCGCGCGCGCCGCUGCCGCUCUCCGACGCCUUCCUGCUGCGGUUCCUGCGCGCCCGCGACUUCGACCUGGACCUGGCCUGGCGGUUACUAAAAAACUAUUAUAAAUGGAGAGCAGAAUGCCCAGAAAUAAGUGCAGAUCUACACCCUAGAAGUGUUCUUGGCCUUCUGAAGGCCGGCUACCAUGGAGUCCUGAGAUCCAGGGACCCCACCGGCAGCAAAGUUCUUAUUUACAGAAUCGCACACUGGGACCCAAAAGUUUUUACAGCUUAUGAUGUAUUUCGUGUAAGUCUAAUCACAUCCGAGCUUAUUGUACAGGAGGUAGAAACUCAACGGAAUGGAAUCAAGGCUAUCUUUGAUAUGGAAGGUUGGCAGGUUUCCCAUGCCUUUCAAAUUACCCCAUCUGUAGCCAAGAAGAUUGCUGCGGUACUUACAGAUUCCUUUCCAUUGAAAGUUCGUGGCAUCCAUUUGAUAAAUGAACCAGUACUUUUCCAUGCUGUCUUUUCCAUGAUUAAACCAUUCCUGACUGAAAAAAUUAAAAAUCGGAAGCCACCCAAAUACUCUCUGACAGUUAUGCAGGUGGUCUAUCUGGAAUCAACAGAGGAAUUCUGGGCAGGGUUGUGA